AUGAAAUUUGUUUUUUUCCUUCUUCUGUGUUUAUCUGUUCAAGUUGAGCUACGUCGUCACAAUGAUGAUGACAAUGAAUUCGACAAACUAUUCGAUGAACAUAGACCUCACAAAUCUCAUUCCAAUAAAGAAUACGUGCAAGACUCAUUUGAUGAUAAAGAAGCAUCUUCUGGGACAUUUCAGCGCGAGAAGAAAUAUCCAUCACGGAAGAAAGUUCUCGAUGAAGUCGAGUCGCCUGAUGAGUCGGAGAAACCGAUUCAUCGAAGUCAUUCAUCAAAAUAUACAAAUCAAACGAGAUUGUCUCAGACGAUCGAUCGAAGCACGCAAAGGAUGAAAACGACAACCACUGAAAAUUAUGCGGAGGAAGCUUCGAUAUGCAUCAACGAAUUUGAUAUUCAAGCAGAGCAAUUGGUUAAAGUGAAAGAACUCAAAAAUGGUGCACGGAUGAUACGUUUUGUUCAACUCGAGGAGCCAACUGCAUCGCAUGGUCUCGAUAUUAAAGAUAUCUGUAUGUUAAACUGUUGCGUGGAGAAAGAUUGUGAUCUAGCGAUGCUAAGUGAACAACGUACGAAUAACGGUUAUAAAUGUUAUUUAUUUGCAUGUAAUGGUAGUUGUACAUUUGCGUCACAUCAAGAUUAUACUAGCAUGGUUUUGAAGAAAGAUCUGUUGACUGAUGAUGACUCACCGACAUCAAAUAAACAAGCGAAAACCAACGAGAAAGGUUCCGAUGCAUCAUCAUCCACGCUUUCUUCAACGUGUCGAAGUACAGAGUUCUCGUGCGAAGAUGGAAGUUGUAUUCCAUAUUACGAUGUCUGUAAUUCCUAUAAGGAUUGCCCAUCGGGUAUUGACGAAGAAAAAUGCACAUCGGAAUUCAUCGCUCAUCAACGUACGCAGCAGGAAAAUCGAAAGAAGCCUUUGGCUGGUUCUGAUAGUGACACAAACACUGAGCUCGAUGAAGUUUUCGACGAAAUUGCUGAUGAAGAGCCAGCAACUACGAAGUCAACAGUUACGAAGGGCUCAGCAAAGACUGGUGCGAAUGCGAAAUCAUCGCCAUCGAAAGGCAAAUCAAAAGAUCGUGAAGGCAUGACUCGAGAAAAAACAGCAAAAAAUGUAACAUCGAAUUAUUUAUAUAACAUUGAUCUUGAAACACAGGAUCGUAUAUCCAAAUUACAGAAACUCAAAGAGUAUUUAGAAAAAACUAAAGGACCCGAAGCCUGGUACCACCUAUUUCAGACGUUGAUUCAACAUCAACAACAAGAUCAUUCGAAUUCGGAAGUAGAUCAAACAGGGUCAUCUUCGUCGAUAGAUGACGAUAAUUUUCAAGAUCAUUUACUUGCGCUCGAGCAACAAUGGAUUGCUGAUCGACAGAAAACGACGACGACAACAACAACUACAAUGAAACCAGUGAAACCAAUCAGCCGAAAAACGACAACUGCGCCGAGCACGACGACUAAACGACCUAAAACCAAUCAAGGAAAUGAUUCAAGGGGACGUCGCCCACCAUCUGCGAUCGAUGACGAAAUCCCUGAUGAUGAAGAGGAAGAUGGUGGCAAUGAUGAAGACGGUGAUCGAUAUUACUGGCAACCGACAUAUGAUGACCGUCGCGGAAAUCGAUAUAACUACCAACAAAAAACGAAGAGUACGACACCAACAACAACAACGCGGCGCUCAAGACCGAAAUACCCGCCAAUGAAUCGCGAGGGUACAAUGACAACGCUGAUACGAGUGAAUGGCGUUGAAUCAGAUCCUGAUCCUCACACAAAAUCAUUCAUACGUGAAUCAAGUGUUAUUUUGCUCUUUCUGCUUGGUUUAAUGUUCACAAUUGUGCUACUUGUUUUGGUUGGCUUUUAUUGUCGAGAUUCUUGGAAGCGCGGCCGCGUAUUAAAGAGCCGUUCAACAGAUGCAGAUUAUUUAAUUAAUGGGCUUUAUUUAUAG
Molecule: messenger RNA, 1935 nt
Organism: Adineta ricciae
Lineage: Eukaryota; Metazoa; Rotifera; Eurotatoria; Adinetida; Adinetidae
Source: the annotation of a GenBank genome assembly